Drosophila rhopaloa is the source of this 4058-nucleotide messenger RNA. RefSeq names its product ATPase family AAA domain-containing protein 5 (gene elg1). Lineage: Eukaryota; Metazoa; Arthropoda; Insecta; Diptera; Drosophilidae. The record is from RefSeq and is a predicted model, not a curated record. Gene Ontology annotation, cellular component: nucleus. The transcript has 4 exons. The coding region runs from base 377 to 3832 and encodes 1151 amino acids. Gene Ontology annotation, molecular function: DNA clamp unloader activity; DNA binding; ATP hydrolysis activity.
CCCUCCUAACCUUUACCAACACCAUUUGUUCGCGCCUUUUUUCGCCUAGCACAUUUUGCGACCAAUUUUUACACCGGAAAACUUAGAUAAAAUGAUUAUAAACGCCUGAAUUGGAUACUGGAAAGCUGGAAUCCAUUGGGGCCGCAAUACCGCCAGCCAGAGGAGCGUGACCAACGCGACGAGAGUGCGAUCGCGGCAGUGUGUGUGCGUGUGCGGGAGUGUAACAAAUACGAAAAACGUAAAAUCGCUACGAAGUUAUAUCAACCGCUUAAGUACUUAGAUUUUACAAAAGAAAACUACACCAUACACACACACGCACACACUCAGCAAUAUGCAUUAAAACAAAAAAUAAAACCAGAAGAAGAGAUCCAAGAAAAUGACCGAUGUAAAUUGUCUUACAAGUGAGCACAUUGCAACUACAGCCCCAGCGAGUCCACCAGGAACUCCCACCAGGAAUGCUGGCAAGGAUCUCGUAGAGCCCACAUCCCCGUUCGUUUUGAGAGCACCGCCCAGCGCCAAAUCCAAACUGAUCCUGCAGAACAUGGAGGAGGUGCUCCAUUCGGUGAAGCAGAAGCACAGGGAGAAACACAAGCGAAAGAGGGAGGAAAAGAGAAGGGCAGCCCUCCUGGAGGAUCAGAAGAAACCCUCCAAGGAUGGCAAACCGGACAAGGAGAAGCCGCAACCACUCCGAGAGAAAUCCUCUCAAGAAAAUGGUCUCAAGAACGGUGGCCGACGGCGUUCCAGUCCGCUAAAGUGCAGCACUCCAGUGGCCGAGAACCAGAGCAUCAUGAAGCACUUCGCUAAGGCGGGAAAGCCGGAAAAUCUGGGUGCAUCUCCGGUGACAGCAUCCAAACCCAAGCCAGCCACCAAUGUCUUCGAGUUCAUGAUGAAUGCCAGGAAUCGCUCUAUAGGGGCUAACGAUGGUGGCGCCGAAUCCCCUGGAGAUCAAGAGGUCGCUAGUGAAGCAGCCACUCCAACGACAAAGCGAAAACUGCUCCUCCAGGAGUGGAACGAACGCAAAGGAGGAGCCAAGAGAAGACUGGCGGAUGAGUCUCGCGGGGAGUUUAUCGAACUGCAGAUGGAGCAACGAGCCAAGAGAUUGAGAAAAAUGCUGACCAAGACUGACCAGAAGGAAGAAACUGCACCAUCCUCAGCGCCCACAGAGCCAACUGUAAAGCGUUCAAGAGGUAGGCCGCGCUCGCGACGGCUCAGUUCCGUGGAUGCGGCAAUCAGCUUGAAACCCAAACCUCAAGAUGCUGAAACAGAGGAGUUCCUCUCGAAGCUUUCAUCGCCCACAAAAAAACGUGACAGUCUGCUGGGCUACUUUGCCAAGGUGGAAUCGCCCAAAGAGGUAGCCGAAAGGGUAACCAUAGCGAUAGAAACUCCUCCAAUGGAGACGCCUAAGCGAAGAACACAACGCAGAAAGAGCCAGCAGGAGACCCCUAUUAUAGAAACUGAAUCCACGCCGUCCUCAAGACCACGACGCUCUUGUGCGGGAAAGGCGCGCUACGAUUACGACCUGGAAACGAGUCCUGGCAAGCAACAAAAGCCCAAGGCUCAAAAGGCCGAAGAAUCGGUAGAGACUAUUGAUCUGGACAGCAGUAACCCGGCUGCCACGCCAAAGAAACUAGCACCGCUCUUUGUACGACAGUUGCCAAAGCCCAGCCCGGAUCCUGCGGUUUUGAAAGCACGCAUGGCUUUUCUGCAAUCUGGGGUUCCCGAUAAAAUUCGUCAGGACCAGAGCCGUCAAAAAACCUACGAGCAGUUGUACGAGGAGAGCUAUGAGAUUUUCCCAAGACUGGCUCAUAUAGGUUGCGAAAAAUUUGUAUCCAAACAUGAUCCACUUGAGUUACCCUUUCCUUUAAGGGCAGAAGACGAAUUGGAAUUUACGACAACCUUGGUUCCCAACAAACGACGUUCCAAAACGAGUAGCAUGACCAGCUGUGUGCCUGCGGACUUCACCUCCAGUAAAAUUUUGAACACAUUCAACUACGCUACUUUACCGCAGUUGGAAAAUAAGCGCGGCUUUGUGAAACUCUGGAAGAACGACUUUGAUCGAUUUCCUACUUUUAAGUGCUAUAAUCAAAUGAGGGAGAAGUAUCGUCACUUUAGCGCCAUUGACAGUGCGCAGGAUACGCAGCAAAUGGGUGAAUCCUUAGUGGUUACUCGGCGCACCCGCCGUUCUAUGGAGCAGCAUAUGGCUCAGAAUGACGAGGAGGCGAAGCCACCACCUUCGGCUCCGAAUGGCGAGCUGCUCUUUACCGAAAAGUACAAACCACUGCUGUUCGAGCAAGUUCUAGUGAAUCUAACACCAGUGCAGGAGCUUCGGGAAUUUUUGUCGAGCUGGAGUGGCAAUGGUGGCAGCAAUCGCAACUCGCAGGGAAUGGACGACACCUUCGAUAUGAGCAACGAUUCGGCGUCUAUGGGAUCAAAUAGCAACACAAUGGUGCUCGUGGGACCUUCAUCCAGUGGGAAAACCAAUGCAGUUUUUACUUUAGCAAAUGAUAUGAACUUUAAUGUCUUGGAGAUCAAUGCAGGGAUGAAGCGUACGGGCAAGAAGUUGAUCCAGGAACUCCAAGAGGCCACGCAGUCGCAUCAGAUAAGAAAAGACAGCAAAACGGGCGGUGGAUCCUCACAGCAGCUGCUCCAAAAAUUGCAAAAGAGUGGUUUCAAAGCGAAAGCAGCUGCAGUGGAACCACCAUCCGAAGUUCGCAAAUCCCUCAUACUAAUAGAAGAUGCCGAUAUCCUGUUUGAUAACAUGGAUGCUGGUUUUACGGAUGCCAUUUACACUCUGGCUGCCAGUUCAAAGAGGCCGGUAAUUGUGGUGGCCACGGAUCCAAACUGCGCGCAUCUGCAGCGUCUGAUGCUGCAGAACACCAUUCAUUUCCAGGCCCCGAAUCCUUUGAACAUUUCCCGAUUCCUAGCUGUUCUUUCGCUUAUAGAAAACUGCCCCAUUGAGCUGGAUGAAUUGAUAUCCCAGUAUCUGUAUAAUCAGCAGAAUCUACGCAAGACGCUAAUGGAACUGCAAUUUUACAUUCAAAGUGGUGGAGAUCCAAGUGGGAGUAGAAAGGGUACCAUCAAAUCGCCCACAAAAACCUCAAAUAGCCGCCUGGCCACAGUCGAUGGCAGUCGCAUUCAUCAGCGAUUUUUUGAGUUCUUUACAAGCCCGCAGAAUGUCCAGCAUCGAAUACCCUUCCCAGUGGACUUUUGCCUUCUGCGUUUGAAUCUCCCCGAGCUUAUAUCUAAUUCUCCGCUGCUGAAGGAGCAGCAGCCACCAAGUGGAGGAAGUAGAAACACUGCCAAGCGAAAAUCUCGCUCACCAAAGAAAGCAUGGCUGAGCAGCGCCACAGGGCAAAAGAACGAUGCCCAUAGUUCACCCCUAGCCACACUGGCCUCCUUUUAUGACAAUAUUUCGGUGGCUGCUUUGAUGGACACCGAUUGCAGUGAUCGCUUGCAGUGGCACCCGUCCGAGGAUAUCGCGCACCUGCUGGUGGAGCAGGCUCUCCAAACUGGACUAGCGGCCAAGGAUUGUCCCUACAACCUAUUCGACAAACCAGUUCAAAGGGUAACUAUUUGUGACUACCUGGGCAAUGGAAUUCUACGUUCCACCUCGUCCAAAGCGCUGGACUUUGAGCCCACCCUGCGCAACAUCUGCCGCAGUGAGAAGGAGCGGGCUGGACAGGAGCGGAAGUCGAGUAGAUUCUAUCACUAUCUGCGCAACCACACGGCGAACGUGACCAGUUUCACGAUGGAGUGCUUCGAUGCAGCGUGCAGUGCGUUCCAAGUGACGCCCAGCAGUGAUGCACCCGCGGAAGUCGCGCAAGAGGAUUAACUGGCGGUGGGACUUAGUUUAAUUUUUUGAAUUUGGUGGAGUUGCUCUAUCGAAUUUGUUUGCAAUUUAUUCAGAUCGCGGUAAUCAGAGUUGAUCUUUAUAGGAUAGUUUUGUGCUGACGACGAUGAUGCGUAGCUAUAUAUGAGAUGAGUUUAGAUCUAUUUACAAGUUAAUUAUGCUAAAUUAAUUAGGACUAUAGUAAUAAAUCAAUUAAAUAACAUGUAAA